Messenger RNA from Trichoderma citrinoviride, 1155 nucleotides. RefSeq names its product RmlC-like cupin. NCBI's taxonomy places the organism in Eukaryota, Fungi, Ascomycota, Sordariomycetes, Hypocreales, Hypocreaceae. Bases 1 to 1155 code for a protein of 384 amino acids. The transcript has a single exon. The record is from RefSeq and is a predicted model, not a curated record.
AUGAAAGCCUCCUCCCUCUUCCUCUCCCUCUCCCUCCUCUCCCUCUCCUCCUCCUCCUCCUCCUCCUCAUCAUCAUCAUCACCCCUUUCCCACCCCCCUCUCGUCGUCGACACCGCCCCCUCCCACCUCCGCCCCUACAUCCUCCCCCGCUACGCCGGCCACGCCGUCAAGCUCACCACGUCCGGCCAGAUCAUCCGCUUCAGCAUCACCACAAACUCCUCCGCCGGCGCCUUCGCCAUGGUCCAGCACACGGGCAAGUUCACCGCCUGGACCUCGGCCCGCCCGCACACCCACCGGCUCGUCCACGAGCACUUUUACUGCACCAAAGGGCGGAUCGAGCUCUGGACCAAGAAGAACGCCACCGGCGCCGUCGACGAGGCGCGCGUCCUCACGCCGGGCGACUUCGGCACCGCGCCCCCGGGCACGAUCCACACCUUUCAGCACACCGACCCGGACAGCCAGCUGACGCACAUCUUCAACCCGGGCGGCUUCGAGGAGCUGUUUGAGGUCUUCAGCCUCGGGGACUGGGACUCGCCGCACGGGUCGCCGUACGAGCUCGUCGAGGCGGACCAGCAGCCGUUUGACGAGGCGACGCCCGCGCAGGUGGCGCUGCUCAACUCGCUCGACCUCUGGGUCGCGGGCGCGGACGUGUACGUGCCCCGGAGGGACUUUGUCAACGGCACCGCCGGCGAUCCGCGCCUCCACUGGCACGACGGCAACAAUUCCCUGUCCAGCGAUCCCACGGACCCGUACUACAUCGCCAAGGACUACGGCCCCAAGUACCUCAACAGCGAAAACGGGUACAAGGUCGUCCAGCCGCUCCUCACGGCCGCCCAGACGCCCUUUAAGAACCUCACCGUCGGCACCAUCACGCUCUCUCCGCGGCUCCAGGGCGAAGCCGCCAACGUCGUCACGCUGGACCACCACUUUGCGAUACAGAUGGACGAGGGACAGCUGGCGCUGACGGUUCAGGGGUACGAGAGGGAGCUUUUGCUGCAGGGGGAUGUGGCGUUUAUUCCUGCGGGCACGAGGUUCGAGUAUUACGCCACGGUGCCGUUCACCAAGUUUCUGUAUGUGAAUGCUGGCGAGAAGGGGUUGGGGGAUGAGUUGUUGGAGAGGGCGGUGCCGUGGGAUUUCCCGGCGUAUCCUGCGUGA